AAAGAGCUGAGCCUUCCAAGAAGGGGAAGUUUUUGCCGGACAAGUAAUAGAAAAAGUUUGAUCUGUAAUGGACAAUCUUCAGCUAUGCCUCGGCCCCAUUCACCACUUUCUGCUCACGCAGGCAGCAGUCCUCAAGACAGCCCUAGAAAUUUUUCUCCUAGUGCCUCAGCCCACUUCUCUUUUGCACGAAGUCACGGGCAUCGAAAUGAAAGGACCGAUGGACGGCGUUGGUCACUGGCAUCUCUCCCUUCUUCUGGAUAUGGUACAAAUACUCCCAGUUCAACAGUUUCAUCAUCCUGUUCUUCCCAAGAGAAGUUACACCAGUUACCAUAUCAGCCAACACCAGACGAACUUCAUUUUUUAUCUAAACAUUUCUGUGCUACUGAAAGUAUUGCUAGUGAUAAUAGAUGUAGGACCACUCAAAUGAGGCCACGAUCCAGAAGCCUCAGUCCUGGACGUCCACCUGCCUGCUGUGAUCAUGAAAUUAUUAUGAUGAACCAUGUGUACAAAGAAAGGUUUCCUAAGGCUACUGCUCAGAUGGAAGAAAGGCUUCAAGAGAUUAUCACCAACCAUUCUCCUGAGAACAUCCUUCCCUUGGCAGAUGGAGUGCUCAGCUUCACCCAUCAUCAGAUCAUUGAACUGGGCCGUGACUGCUUGGAUAAAUCUCAUCAGGGUCUUAUUACCUCACGAUAUUUCUUUGAAUUACAACACAAAUUGGAUAAGCUCCUACAAGAGGCCCAAGAACGAUCAGAAAGUGGAGUACUGGCAUUUAUUAAGCAGCUUGUCCGAAAAAUACUUAUUGUGAUUGCACGUCCUGCUCGUUUACUUGAAUGUUUGGAGUUUGAUCCUGAAGAAUUUUACUAUCUUUUGGAGGCUGCAGAAGGCCAUGCAAAAGAGGGGCAAGGCAUUAAAACUGACAUCCCUAGAUAUAUCAUAAGUCAACUGGGUUUGAAUAAGGAUCCUUUGGAAGAAAUAGCUCAGCUAACUAACUAUGACAGUGGAGCAGCAGCCACUCCAGAAACGGAUGAACCGAAUUCUAAUGCAUCACUUAAACUUAAGAGGAAGCCUCGUGAAAACGAUUUUGAAACAAUUAAGCUGAUUAGCAAUGGAGCAUACGGGGCUGUUUACCUAGUGCGUCAUAAAGAAACAAGACAGAGAUUUGCAAUGAAAAAGAUUAACAAACAGAAUCUCAUUCUUCGAAACCAGAUUCAGCAGGCGUUUGUUGAGCGUGAUAUCCUGACAUUUGCAGAAAAUCCAUUUGUAGUCAGCAUGUAUUGUUCCUUUGAAACUAAACGCCAUUUAUGCAUGGUCAUGGAGUAUGUGGAAGGUGGAGACUGUGCUACUUUGAUGAAAAAUAUGGGCCCUUUGCCUGUAGAUAUGGCCAGGAUGUAUUUUGCUGAGACUGUUUUAGCACUGGAAUAUCUCCACAACUAUGGAAUAGUACACAGAGAUUUGAAACCUGAUAAUUUAUUAGUAACAUCCAUGGGACAUAUAAAGUUAACAGAUUUUGGGCUGUCUAAGGUUGGCCUCAUGAGUAUGACUACUAAUCUUUAUGAGGGUCAUAUUGAGAAGGAUGCUAGAGAAUUUCUAGAUAAACAGGUUUGCGGUACACCAGAAUAUAUCGCUCCAGAAGUGAUUCUAAGGCAAGGUUAUGGCAAGCCGGUGGACUGGUGGUCCAUGGGAAUUAUCCUUUAUGAGUUUCUUGUUGGGUGUGUGCCAUUCUUUGGAGAUACACCAGAGGAGCUAUUUGGACAAGUUAUCAGUGAUGAGAUCAACUGGCCUGAAAAGGAUGAAGCACCACCUCCAGAUGCCCAAGAUUUGAUUGCUUUGCUUCUGAGACAAAACCCUUUGGAGAGAUUAGGAACAGGUGGUACUUAUGAAGUGAAACAACACCAGUUCUUUCAAAACUUAGAUUGGAAUAGUUUGCUGAGACAAAAAGCGGAAUUCAUUCCUCAGCUGGAAUCUGAAGAUGACACAAGCUACUUUGACACUCGUUCCGAGAAGUAUCAUCAUAUGGAGACAGAAGAAGAAGAAGAAGAAGAUACAAAUGAUGAAGAUUUUAAUUUGGAGAUAAGGCAGUUUUCUUCAUGUUCACAUCGAUUUUCAAAAGUUUUUAGUAAUAUAGAUCGAGUCACUAUUCAGACUGAAGAAAAGGAGAAUAUAGUAGAAGGAACAACAAAUGCGACACUAACAUCUUCAGAAUCUUCAUGCUGGAGCUCAGAAUAUUCUGAUAUGCAACAGAUAUCUACAUCAGUUUCUUCAGAUACUGAAAGUGUUAAGCAGCGCCACAGUUCAGGGUUACUUCCAAAAUUAGCUAUAUCAGCUGAAGGAGAUUCAGAGGAAUUACUGUGUUCUGUUGGAUCUCAUAAACUUCAAGAAAAGACUGUGUUUAUAAGUGAAGAAACUGUUCAAGAUGAAGUAGAGGUAACAACUCCAGCAAGCACAAUUAGUAAUUCCACACUCUCAGCCGGUAGCUUUUCAGAGCACAUGGAUCAGAUAAACGGAAGAAAUGAAAGUGUGGACAGCACAGAUAAUUUCUCAAAGCCAUCUACUGAACAAGCAUCUCAUAUGGCUCGUCAGCGAUUAGAAACUACAGAAAAAAAGAAAAUACCUGGAAAGGUUACAAAGUCUCUCUCGGCCAGUGCUCUGUCCCUUAUGAUUCCAGGAGGUAGAUACUGUUUACAAUGAUGAAAUUGAUCCUUUUUUUCCUCUUUAAGCAAUGCAUCUUCAAUCAAACCUUUCUUGUGUUAAAAUGAGUCAUGC
Molecule: messenger RNA, 2763 nt
Organism: Thamnophis sirtalis
Lineage: Eukaryota; Metazoa; Chordata; Lepidosauria; Squamata; Natricidae
Source: RefSeq, a predicted model, not a curated record